Orbicella faveolata is the source of this 4136-nucleotide messenger RNA. RefSeq lists its product as uncharacterized. Gene Ontology annotation, biological process: membrane protein ectodomain proteolysis. NCBI's taxonomy places the organism in Eukaryota, Metazoa, Cnidaria, Anthozoa, Scleractinia, Merulinidae. Gene Ontology annotation, molecular function: metalloendopeptidase activity. The record is from RefSeq and is a predicted model, not a curated record.
AAUAAUCACUAUUGAUUUUGCCCCAAUAUUCAAUGCCGCCCUAAAGAACAGCAUUUUUAACGUUAGUUCCAACUCACAACAUCCAGACUCUCGUUUUGUAGUUAGUUAGUUGUACAGUUAAUACAACGAAAAUGGAAAUUAAUGUUUUACACCCCGGCCGGGUCUCAGCAUGAACUUGCGCCAAGAAUGGAUUGUUUAUUUUUCGAGUUCGAUUUUGUUUCAUUUUCAUGCAGAGAACAAAGCAAUUCAUCUAGAGGAAAAAAAGAUAAUAAACUGGCGGGAGACAAUGUAGGUGUUUAAGGGAAAGAAUCCAAAACACGAGCCAGAGGCUACCUCAAAUAGAAUCGGGGUUCGUCUUGUGGCACACUGACUUAUGUAUGGGCAUGUGUACCUUUCCUUGACAGGGAUUCAAAGGUUUAAAAUAUUUCAAUCUCGAGUGUGAAAGGAUCGAGAAUUACUUCUUACUUCCCCUCUUCCUCUCGCGCAAAAAAGGAACUUGAAGGUUCCUAAAUCCGAACAAAUGAAAAUCAAUCGAAUUGUGCGUCUUAAAUUGUUAUUAAAAUACCAUUUGUUUAACGAGGGAAGCAGACAACAGUCUUACGACUGACAACCAGUCGUUUGAGGUUUCCAGAUAGAAUUGGAAUUUAGUAAUUUUGUUCUUUUCCUUCGAUCUGAAGAUACUCAAAUGAGUUGAACAGGACAACAACACCUUGGGUCUAAAGUUUUGGUUAAAAAAAUUCCGUGAACAUGGAAAUCCCCAAAGCAUGCCCCCCCGGUUCUGUCUACACACCGUUAUUUGAGUACUAAGUAAGUUAAUACACCAGGUAUAAAACAAUAUGUAAUUCCCGCAGCUAUUCGGGCCAUUGUCCUAUAUGUCUGAGUAAACGUUUUGGCAGAAGGCAGCCGGGGUCGUACAAAUCAGACUUGCUUUCUGUCGCAAAAUCAUUUGGUUGUUUGUGUCAUCGCGUGUGAAGGCUUUCUCUGGACAAUGAAGUUUAAAGAGUUCUUGUCAUUGUGCCUUGUCAUAGCAGCGUGGUGGACUGGCAUUGAGUCACAUCUCGCUUAUGAAGAGGAUAUUGAUGACAAUUUCGAUAUCGUGUUUCCUGAGAGACUUGAUAAAGGGCGCAUGAAGAGAGAUUUAACCACAGGAACAAAGAAUGGCCAUGACGAGCAGGCGUCUUUUAAAUUGAAAGCGUUUGGUAAAGAGGUUGUUGUCGACAUUCAUCUUAACAAGUUAGUUUCUACAUCGAAUUUUACACUUCGUUAUUUUAAUGAAGACGGAGAACUGGUCCAGCAACAGGAGGCCCCACCUAACUGCCAAUAUCAAGGUCACGUGAAAGGUCAAGAGGCGGAGUCAACUGUUAUUAUUGACACCUGCCAUGGACUCAGCGGAUUGAUCGAAGACGAAGAAGGACAAAUGUACAUCGAACCAUAUCCUACUAAGGGCAAAGGAGCACACAAGAUAUUUAAAACAAAAGAUGGCAAGUUGAAAAGAUUUUCAUGUGGAACCAUUCCAGGAGGAAAUGCUACUGCAAGGGAACGUAGAUAUUCACAGACAACAUCAAGGAGUAAACGAGAAGCAGAAGGGGAAGUGUAUAAGAAAUACUUGAAAACAACAAAAACUCGAUACACGGAGUUGAUGCUUAUCGUUGACAACGUCGUGUACAAGAAGUACAAGCAAGACAUCGCUGACGUCAAACGAAGAGUUUUCACACUUGUAAACGCCGUUGACGUAAUUUAUCAGAAAAUUAACAUUCGAGUUGUGUUAUCAGCAUUGGAAAUUUGGACGGACAAGGAUCACAUACCUUUCGUGAAGAAAGCCGGCGAAGAUUUGAGGAACUUUGAGAAUCAUCGCUUAAGCAACCAAGCUGGUGUGGCAUAUGACAGUGUUCAUCUUCUAAGGGGUACAAUGUGGGACGAUUAUGGAGGAAUGGCAUACAAAGGAGAAAUAUGCAAAAAAAGGUCGCUUGGAGUUGAUGCGUGGAACUAUUGGGGCUCGCUGGGUCCUUGGUUGGCUCUAUCGCAUGAGCUGGGACACAACUUUAACUUUGAUCACGACAACAUUUGGCCAUCAUGUAAAUGCCUUUCUCCACGUGGAUGUGUCAUGGGAUCUUUUAAGACUCGAGUUCCCGGAUUUUCCGACUGUAACUUACACAACAUGACCUCGAUUGACGACAGCUGUCUUUUCAACUUGCCAAAGAAGAACGUAAACCCCGAGUACAAGUGUGGGAAUGGAAUGCCAGAGCCUGGUGAAGAGUGCGACUGCGGGACGCCAGAGGAAUGCAAAGUACGAGAUCCUUGUUGUAACCCAAACAACUGUCGCUUGAAGAAAUCUUCUCAGUGUAGUGACGCACUUCAUACGUGCUGUCAAAAGUGUCAGUUCUCUCCGCUUGGAACAUUAUGUCGUAAAAGCAGCGGAGAGUGUGAUGUCGAAGAGUAUUGCACUGGAAAGUCUGCUCAGUGUCCUCCAGAUGACUAUAUCAAAGACGGAAGUUCCUGUGAGGCGGAGCCAGAGCUACUCCAGGGGAAGUACGUUGAAGAUGGGAAGAUGACGAAGCUGCCGCAGCCAAUUAUAGCACGACACGUCAGAAUUAACCCGCAGUACUGGGAGAGGGGCCUGUGUAUGAAAAUGGACCUACUUGGUUGUGAAGCAAGAACUUCUGUUUCUCGGAGAACUGCUACUACAAUACAAGGCUUUGGUAAUCUGUGCGUGAAGCCACAGGGUUUGUCAUCCUGCCCUUCUGCAGAUGGAACGGAGUUAUUUUACAGAAAACCAGGACAAUGUCAAGGGGCAUCUACCAAGUUCCUUCUAUCGCCAGAUGGAGUGCUAAGACAUCAUUGCAGCCGGAAGAAGAUCUGUCCAAAAGGAGGGCAAGGCGGAUAUGGAGUUCCAUUAGUCAUCAGUGGAAACUGUGACAAAGAACAGUCCAAGUUUGAACGAACAACACGAAAAUCACUUCGUCAUGUGGCUAGCGGAUUUUGUGUGCAUCCCAACGGCGGUGCAGCGAGUGACGGUGUCAAACUUAUUUUAUGGGCGGGCUGUGACGAAGAAAGACUCGCAUUUCAUUUCUUGGCACAGGAUUGCUUGCUUUCCUUGGGCGUGGCAGAUAACCAAUCUGUCCCUGACAACCGCAUCUCAGCAUCCAGCAGCUUGCCAGGUUACCCAGCUAAUGAGGCGAGGUUGAACAGCGCUAGAGGUUGGUGCGCAGCCAAAAAAGACAAAAACCAGUUUGUCCAGAUUGACCUGGGGAAGGUACGAAUGAAUUUUACACAUAGCCGAGUAGAAAUAUUUCCUAAUCUAAUUCUAGAAGAAAAGUUUGGAUAUGCUGAUGGUAAACUCUCUUCUUUUAAACUGAUUGAAUUUCAGGCUAAAAAAGUAUCAGCGAUCCUUCAAAGAGGAACUGAUACCGGUGAUGUCACAGCUUUCUCUUUGCAGUACAGUCUGGAUGGUCAGCGGUGGACUGUGUGGUCGAGUAAACCUCGAACUUCAUUAGUUUGCUACCGUGGAAAGUGUGUACCGUCAGCUGAUACACAAUGCCGAGAUUUGUGGGGACCAGAAGCUUCAAAUGCUCCCUCUGCUUGUUACGAAAAACUGAAUGGUGAUGCCCAGGGCUUUGGUAGCUGUAGUCCAAUGACAAAUCUUCCAUGUCGUGGUAGAGAAAAUGCUAAAUGCGGUCAGCUGCAGUGCUAUUCAGCGACAAGAACGAGGCCCGUGGUGGACUAUGGGAGUUACUACGAAUUAAAAGUUUUACCUACUGGAGAGAAAUGCAGCGCGGCGUCUCGUAAAGGAGGUACUGGAAACGAACUUGUUGGUAUGGUCAAAGAUGGAACAGUGUGUGGAGUCAAUAAGAUUUGUGUGGCAAAUCGAUGCACUAGUGUAGAUCAACUGGUUUCUAAGCAGUGUCCAAAGGCCAGUAAUGGUUUGGAAUGCUCGGGAAAAGGGGUUUGUACAAGCAAGGGAAAAUGCAAAUGUCGAGGGAAUUUGGACCCAGAGACUGUUUGCCAAACAGGUAAAACAAGAACAACAUACGGGUUUUCAAAUGGUCACAGGAUAAAUUAAAUGUACUUGACAAAACUAUGUUUAGCUUGAUAGCUAACUGCAAGAAUCGUAACCUAUAUUUGAACGGAAAAAAUAA